Molecule: messenger RNA, 927 nt
Organism: Gracilinanus agilis (Agile Gracile Mouse Opossum)
Lineage: Eukaryota; Metazoa; Chordata; Mammalia; Didelphimorphia; Didelphidae
Product: olfactory receptor 12D2-like
Exons: 1
Coding region: 1-927 (308 amino acids)
Biological process (GO): G protein-coupled receptor signaling pathway
Cellular component (GO): membrane
Molecular function (GO): G protein-coupled receptor activity; olfactory receptor activity
Source: RefSeq, a predicted model, not a curated record
AUGCCUAACCAUACCUCAGUGAAUGAAUUCCUUCUUUGUGGAAUAACUGACAUUCAGGAACUUGAACCUUUUCUCUUUGCAGUUUUUCUCAUCAUCUACAUCCUCAUCCUCAUUGGGAAUGGUGCCAUCCUGGUGAUUGUCAUCUCUGAUCCUCGACUCCAUUCCCCUAUGUAUUUUUUCUUGGGCAACCUCUCCUGUCUGGACAUCUGGUACUCCACAGUGACAUUGCCUAAAGUGCUAGAUAACUUCCUUUCCACUCACAAGACAAUCUCCUUUGUGGGCUGUAUCAUCCAACUGCACUUCUUUCAUUUCCUUGGUAGCACAGAGGCCAUCCUUCUGGGUGUCAUGGCCUUUGACCGUUUUAUGGCCAUUUGUAAUCCACUCCGCUAUACAAUUCUCAUGAACCAUGAAGUGUGUCUCUGCUUGGCUGCUGCAACCUGGAUCACUGGUUUCUUCCAUGCCUUGCUCCAUUCCAUCAUGACUUCUUGCUUGACCUUCUGUGGAUCCAACCACAUCCACCACUUUUUUUGUGACAUCAAGCCACUACUGGAACUAGCAUGUGGGAACACUGAGCUCAACCAGUGGAUGCUUGAAACAGUCACUGGAACCAUUGCCAUGAGCGCCUUCUUCUUUAUACUUCUCUCUUACUUCUAUAUUAUCAGUUUUCUCCUCUUCAAAAGUCGGUCCUGUAGUAUGCUUCAGAAGGCACUGUCUACUUGUGCAUCACAUUUCAUUGUGGUAAUAUUGUUCUAUAUACCAGUAGUCUUCACCUAUAUCCGCCCCUCCUCAGGUAGUUCCAUGAAUCAGGAUCCAAUAGUGGCCAUCAUGUACAGUGUGAUCACUCCAGUUCUCAAUCCAGUUAUCUAUACCUUGAGGAACAAGGAUGUGAAGGGGGCACUGAGUAAAGUUAUAAGAAAGAAAUUAUAA